AACACCCUCCAUCUGUCCCUGUCCUCAUAUAAAAACAACCCAUUGUCCCGCAAUACAAAACACUCAUAAUUCACAGGGGCUCUCCUCUCAUCUUUCGGGUGCCCACGUCUCUUCUUUUUUACACAGUGAAUUUAUCCUACCAUCAGCAAAAGCGCAAUCAUGUCUGAUGUAGAAGAGGAAUAUGAGGAACAAGCAGAGGCUGAGGAAGAGGAGGAGGCUGCAGAGGAAGCUGGAACAGAACAGCAGGAGUAUACAGAAUAUCAAGAUGAGACUCAGGAAGAAGAGGAGGAAAGACCACGACCCAAGCCCAUGGUUCCACAACUUGCCCCUCCAAAGAUUCCAGAGGGUGAGAGGGUAGAUUUUGAUGAUAUUCAUCGUAAAAGGAUGGAGAAGGACCUUCUGGAGUUACAAACUUUGAUUGAGGCCCACUUUGAGCAGAGGAAGAAGGAGGAGGAAGAGCUGAUUGGUCUAAAGGAUAGAAUUGAGCGGCGGCGGUCUGAAAGAGCAGAGCAGCAGCGUGUUAGAGCAGAGAAAGAAAGAGACAGACAGACAAGGAUCGCGGAGGAGCGCCAGAGGAAAGAGGAUGAGGAGGCUAAGAAGAGGGCAGAUGAUGAGGCCAAGAAGAAGAAGGUUUUAUCCAAUAUGGGAGCAAAUUUUGGUGGCUUCUUAGCUAAGGCAGAGCAGAAAAGGGGGAAGCGUUUGACUGGUCGAGAGAUCAAGAGAAAGACUCUUUCAGAGAGGCGUGCUCCCCUUGGCAUUGAAAACAUGCGUGAGGAUGCAUUGAGGCAGCGAGCUCAGGAGAUGUGGAACUGGAUUUAUGAGCUGGAGUCUGAGAAAUUUGACCUCUUGGAUCAAAUGAAGAAACAGAAGUAUGAGAUUGUUGUUUUGCUGAACAGGAUUUCUCACGCUCAAAAGUUCAAAAAAGGUCAUGGAAAAGGAAAAGUCGGAGGCCGCUGGAAAUAAGAAACUGCAAAAAUAAGGAAAGAAAACAUGAAUCCAUUUAUUUAGUCUCUCAAAGAUGUGAAACCAUCAGAAAUGCAUUUCAAAUCCCUUUCAGACCUGAUGUACUUGGAUUAAUCUCUUUGGCUUGUAUUAUUCUAAUUUGUUAGAUAUUUUGGAUAAAGUCUCUGCAAAACAAAUAAAUGUAAAUGUCAAACUGCA
This is a messenger RNA of Danio aesculapii, 1161 nucleotides long. It is a transcript of the gene tnnt1, whose product is annotated as troponin T type 1 (skeletal, slow). Gene Ontology annotation, molecular function: troponin T binding; tropomyosin binding. The record is from RefSeq and is a predicted model, not a curated record. Gene Ontology annotation, cellular component: troponin complex. NCBI's taxonomy places the organism in Eukaryota, Metazoa, Chordata, Actinopteri, Cypriniformes, Danionidae. The coding region runs from base 160 to 963 and encodes 267 amino acids. Gene Ontology annotation, biological process: sarcomere organization; slow-twitch skeletal muscle fiber contraction; regulation of muscle contraction. The transcript is spliced from 15 exons.